Molecule: messenger RNA, 530 nt
Organism: Penaeus monodon (black tiger shrimp)
Lineage: Eukaryota; Metazoa; Arthropoda; Malacostraca; Decapoda; Penaeidae
Exons: 4
Coding region: 165-530 (121 amino acids)
Molecular function (GO): protein binding
Source: RefSeq, a predicted model, not a curated record
CGUGGAAUCUCCGUUCAGUCCGACGCCAGGAAACCAACAAGAGACACGCUUUUACUCAAGAGGCGCUCGUACAUUUUAUCGUAUUUGCUUGCAUUUAUUUUGACUUGUUUUUGUGCUGCUGUGUUUGCUGUCCGUGGUUCCUGCAAGGAUUUAUCGGUGCCAUUAUGAUGUGCGUGGAAUACCGGCAAACCACAACGCAGUACCGGGGUAUGUGGGACACCCCUCUCCUGCUGCAUCACGAACCGAACUCACGGCAAACAUCAUACAGCUACAGCGAAAUGUACAGGAAUUCUGCAACAGUCGGCGAGUGGGAUGGAAAGGAGUGCGUCGCCUGGGCCAGCAGCGUGAGUCGCCGUCGGGGCCUCGACCAGAACGCCGUCGAUGUCUUUUCCUUCGGGACUCUCAGCGGGCAGCUUCUGCUUCAGUUCUCCCCGCAGGACUUCAGCAUUCGUCUGGGGAACGAUGUUGGCAGGUUAUUUUACGAAGAAUUUCAGGACGUCAGGAAGAUCCUUCGUUGGAUCGAUCUGUAA